Messenger RNA from Ochlerotatus camptorhynchus, 1966 nucleotides. RefSeq lists its product as uncharacterized. Bases 124 to 1458 code for a protein of 444 amino acids. Lineage: Eukaryota; Metazoa; Arthropoda; Insecta; Diptera; Culicidae. The transcript has 3 exons. The record is from RefSeq and is a predicted model, not a curated record.
CUCAAAGACCGAUCCGCGGUGAAGCGAAAAGAAAUAAAGCCAUCAUUUGUGAGGGCAGAGAGCCGCGCAGCAAUCCAAAUCCGAUUUAGUACGUUGGAGCAUACGACAAAACAGACAGACAACAUGGCAAUGGAAGUGGAUACCGAUACCGACUUCGUGGUGAACGAUUCCAGCUCGGCUCUCCCGGGCGGUGGCUUCACCAAAGCCUACUCGAGUAAUCUGCCGAGCGUGGGGAGCGAGAUGGUGUGGAACUACGUGGUCCAUCUGAUGCGCUCGGCCAGCGAAAAUCCGGAUCUGGUCAAGAUUUUGCAAUCGGUAGCGGGCAGCAAACCGGACUUCUCCGACGAUGCCAUUUGCUAUGUCCACCUCAAGCGGGAUGAUCGGAUUUGCAUCGUGAAGGGUCAGCUCACGGUGGCAACGAACAACGGCGAGGCCAAAAUCUACCAGCUGACCACAAUGGUCGACGAGGGCGAAGACCGCAUCCUGUCGGUGGAAUGUAGCGAGUGUAUGGAAAGCGGCGACUGCCGGCAUGCCAUAAGCUUCGUCACCUGGCUGCACCGGAAGAGUGAAGGAGAUGAAAGCAGUGAAGUGGUGUGCUAUUUCCGAGGUCCCCUCUCUGCCGAACUGGAAAGCAUUCCGCCAAAACCACCACUAAACAAGACAAAAGCGAAGAAUUUCAUACGCGAGAUUGUACGCAUCCUACAGACUGAGGACAUUGACUGUCCACUGCGAUGGAAUUUCCCCGGAACACAUAAGAAGUUCGCCAACCUUUCCAUUCACGAGAUGAUUCUGACGGCCGUGCGAAACAAGUUUGACACGGCCCAGUUCUUCGAACACGCUCACCAGGUCAUCUCGGCGUCCCAAGGCGUCCUAACGGAAAAGACAAAGUUCACGCCCAAAUUCAACCCAUGGUAUUUGGAGUUGCGCUACGCCCGCAUCACCAGCGCCAAAGUUUCCGACUGCAUCAACCUGAACGUUACCCAAUCGGUCCUGUACGAAACCAUCCUCGGGUGUCAUAAGGAAAUCGAUCCGAACGUCCAACGAAAGAAGCUCGCCGUGCGACAGCGAUUGGAAAAGUACACGAAAACCAAGUACGAAAACUGCAAAAUCACCCUCAACCCAAACUACCCCAUCAUCUUUGACGUGCCGGACGGAAUCUGCCAGUCGCACGUCAUAGAAAUUAAGUGCCCCAAGACGCGGGAUCACAUGCAAAAGUACGUCACAGAGAAUGGAUCCAUCUGCGAGAAGUACUACAUGGAGAUCCAGAUUCACAUGUACAUGCACGGCAAGACGGCCGGGGUGGUAUGCGUGGCCGAUCCGGACUUUGAGAACAACAACGAAAUCUAUAUGCACUCGUUUAACCUGAAUCGGAACUUUGCCGUCAACAAGCUGAACAAAGCAAUGGACUACUGGAAGAACAUCGUCUAUCCGGAGCUGAUCAACAGUUGGGCGGAUUAGGCAAAGAGGUUCGUAGCCGGGGGAAAAUUUCUUUCAUUCAAGGCAAUACUUUAAGUCGACAUAGAUGAUGACGGAUACGCAGCGCUUGUUUUUACUCUUCCUCGUAACGAUCUUUAUUUUAGUCUUUCUUCUACACACGCUCCCAGUUUGGUAAGGACAAUAAAUAUGGCAGCAGCCAGCAGCAAACAGUCUCAGCACUUUCGGACCUCUUGGACGAUGAUAGGGGAUAGGUACCUACCAAGAGUAUGUAUGUGUGUGUGUGUUUGUGUAUGUGUCGUCCGGUUCAAAUCUGAUUCGCAGCAAAUACAAAGAUCCUGAGAAGCAUACUGAGGAAUAAGACGACGUGUCCGGGUUCAUUUCGAUGACAUGUGCCUGCUCCUGUUGGGGAAUUUGGAUGAUUACUUUGGAUUUGGGCUGCCGCGCUGCAGUAGUUGAAUGAUGGGAUCCUUCGUGAAUGGGGCAGUGACCGUUUCGUCGCACAUGGUGGGGUUUCCGUAUCAUCUUAAAA